This is a messenger RNA of Bombyx mandarina (wild silkworm), 4219 nucleotides long. Its product is annotated as peroxisomal membrane protein PMP34. Gene Ontology annotation, cellular component: peroxisomal membrane. NCBI's taxonomy places the organism in Eukaryota, Metazoa, Arthropoda, Insecta, Lepidoptera, Bombycidae. Gene Ontology annotation, molecular function: FMN transmembrane transporter activity; coenzyme A transmembrane transporter activity; FAD transmembrane transporter activity. The record is from RefSeq and is a predicted model, not a curated record. Gene Ontology annotation, biological process: transmembrane transport.
CUGGCCAAGAACCAAAGGCCAAAGUACUACAAAUAAGUAGUACCUUACCAUCUUAUUUCUAGCAAGAGCCAUUGUUAACGGCAGUGUCUGAAUAAAGUUUUAAAAAAUAUAUCGCAUUUAAUUGUAACAAACAUGACAUCAUUGUUAAGUUAUGAGACUUUGGUACACGCUAUAGCUGGUGCUACUGGCAGCGUCGUGGGCAUGACAAUAUUUUAUCCUUUAGAUACACUCAGGUCACGGAUUCAAGUUGAAGAUUCGAAGAAGUUACAAGGAUCGACACUGGAAUUAUUAAUAAAACUAGCCAAUGAAGAAGGUAUUGAGUCUCUUUACAGAGGGCUAUCACCAGUUUUACAGUCACUUUCAGUAUCCAACUUUGUUUACUUUUACUCAUUCCAUGCAUUACGAAAACUAUCUUCCCAGCCAACAUCAGCAUUGCGUGAUCUACUUUUUGGUUUAAUUGCUGGAAGUAUCAAUGUUAUUUUAACAUCACCACUAUGGGUUGUAAAUACAAGAAUGAAGUUGGAAAAAAACAAUUACAAAAAUUUAUUUGAAGGUCUCCUUGAACUGGCAAGAACAGAAGGCGCAAAAGGCCUCUGGUCUGGAACUGUUCCUUCACUACUUCUGGUUUCAAAUCCAGCUAUUCAGUUUAUGGUGUAUGAAUCUCUAAAACGAAAAUUUAUGUCCCAAGGCUCAUUUCAUACAUAUACUUCAUUUUUGAUUGGGGCUACAGCAAAAGCUGUAGCCACAACUCUAACCUACCCCUUGCAAGUAAUUCAAUCUAGACUUCGUGCUGGUACAAAUUUGAAAACAAUGGUGAAAGAUAUUAAGUCAAAACCAUUUUCAAUUUUCCGUGGACUGGAAGCCAAGCUUUUGCAAACAGUCAUGACUGCUGCUUUGAUGUUUAUUGUAUAUGAAAAACUUGUUAUUUUAGUUUUAACUAUUAUGAGAGUUAGGAUGAAAAAAAUUCACUGACUAUAUAAAAAUUAAGUUUCUCAGAGUUAUAGAUUAGAAAAAUUUAACAUCCUGUUUCUCAUUUAAUAAGUCUAAAUAAUAAUCCAAUAAAAGAAAGAAAUAAGAAAUAGCACAUAGCGAACAUCAAGCAUUGGUAAAUAAGGAACUUAUUACCGAAACUGAAUGUUGUAAUUUACACGACCUUGUAUAAUUAGUAUAAAUGUGCUAAGUUUAAUAAUGGCAUGUCUUAUUUUCAAUGUCAAAUAUAGCAGAGUGUAGUUUCUGUUUUUCACACGACCAGUUUUAUUCUAUUUAUAAAGAAUAUCUAACCAUUAAUUUAAUAUUAAAAAUUUACCAUUUUUUAUAAAAAAAUUUGGGGAAGGGGCAGGAAAAUUAAAUAAUGGUUGUGGUAAUUUAGGUAUGGAUAAUAAGGAUAUUAUUAUAUUUGAAGUAGACGUUAACUAUGUAGGACUAAUAAAAACGAGACGUAUAUGCAAUAGUUAUUACUUUUCAAAAUCUUACAUGUAUGUAUCUGAUGUCAUUCCAACAACAAUCUAAUCAUACGACAAUCAUGCAUUCUGUGCCAGUUUUAGCAUUAGCAAUAGUUUAGUUAUAUUAUUUAUUGAACAUGUUAGAGAAGUAACAAUUUAGGUGUUAUGUACAAAAGACUUAACACACAUAUAUGAACUCCUUUUCAACAAACCAAAACCAGAGUAAACUAGGUUUUAUGAAUUAUACAAGUAAAUAUCAAAAGUGAAUAAAAUGAUAUGGGAUCGUGGUGCACAAUACAAUUACCUAAUUUGUUAAAUUUUAUUUAAUCAUCAACUUACAAAAAAAAUUACAUCUUUCUUUUUCGUAAUAAAUCUGUCUGUACUUUAUGCGCCGUCUGUCAGUCAGGUCAGUGUUACCAAUAGUUAGGUACACCUAAUUAUUCCCACAAGGCCGUCCUGGUCAGUCGUCUGUCCCAGAUGACUCGUAGUCGAUAGCAUCAGCAACUCAAGGUUUCAUCAUAUAAGUGGAGCUACAGGUGGGAUGGGCUCCUUCACCUUGACCAAUCCUCUGGAGAUCAUAGCGGUCAUUCCUCUUCUUCUUCACGACUCUAUUACUAGGACUCUAGUCCUAAGUAAUGAGAAGCAGCUUGUAGCCCUGAACAAAUUGGGUCCUCUUGAUAGCAACAAGAUUGCAUACUUCAUAUUCUCUCGAGUUUUCUUGUCUUCUGUAUGUUCUCUCUUGCUUUCUUCUUCAAGUCUGGUCGUCCAUCACAGGAAAAUUUAAGAUUCUCUUCAUUAAUUAAAUUGUAGAUAGCUUAAUUUUUAUUACAAAUUUUGACACCUAUUAAUAAUUCAAAAGGUGACAUCAUUAUGCUUCUUUGAAAUGAACCAUUUAAGCAUCUCUGCAUAUUAUUGACGUGCUUGUACCAGUUAGGAGAAUCAUCUGCUGAUAAUUUACUUAGAACAUCAAUUAUUAUCUGAUGGACUCUCUCAACCUGUCCAUUUCAUCCAUAUUGGCCAGUAGUCAUGGUAGUACUUCUGUCACUAAUCUACUUCUGUGGAGCGCGAAAGUGAGUGGAAUCCCUCUUCGGCUCCUCAGCGAAGAAGGCGAGGUGGGCGGCGCGGAUACGAAUCUCCCGUUGUGGCGGUAAGUAUAAAGAUGUUUUCAACGGGUCGUCCACUGAGAGCGUCAGCAUGUUUCAUCCUUGUUCCAGGUCCGUGUUCUAUAGUGUAAUUAUUCUCUUCCGGCAACAGAGCCCAGCGUGCUACUCUUAAGUCUUUUUUUCUUUAAAGUCGUUAUCAGGGCAGAGCAGUUAGUGAUGAUUUUGAAACGAUUUCUAAGCAGAUAAACUCUGAAUUUCUUGACAGCUUCAACAAUAGCUAAAAUUUCUAAAUAGUAUCUAUGAUACUUCUUUUCUACAGGUGAAUUCUUCCCACUCAUGUAGUAAACUGAAUGCAUCUUAUUAUCUUUCAGGAGUAUUUGUAACGAAUAAUACAGCUUCAUAGCCGUCAGCACUUUCAUCAAGUUAGAGUCCGGUUUUCAAGUCUUGAUUGUAGAUCCACAAAACUGGUGAUUGGUGCCUAAUAGCUCUGAGCGUCUCAACUGCCUUUUUACAUUCUAGGUCGGAGCUGAAAACAAUAAUUUGGUCAUUUUUUAACUCAAAAAGUUGGUUAAUGGCCUUGCUAUAAGAGAAAAAUUUUUAAUAAACUUUCUGAAAUAUGCUGUAAGUUCAAGAAAUUAUUGUAGAGUCUUAAUAUUGUGUGGGGUUGGAAAACGAGCAACAGUAGUCACUUUUUCGUUUGAUGGACUGAUUUUACCAUCCUCAAUGAUAUAGCCCAAAUAGUUAAUUUUCUUCUGCAUAAAUUGACAUUUACUCCAAUUACAUGUUAGUCCAUAUUCUUCAGCUUCGUAUAUAACUUUUUCUCAAUAACUUUGGGAAAUUUAAAAGGCACAAUCAGGUCAUCUAAAUAGGUCAAUACCACACCAUCCAAGAUCAGGUCCUGAAAUACAUCAUUCACAAAUCUCUGGAACACCAGAAGGUCCAACGGAGAAACCAACAGACAUUUUUUUAAAUCUAAUUGGGCACGGAGUCACAAAUGAUGUAUACUUCUGGCUGUCCUUGCAAACAUUCACAUGAAAAAAUCAGUUUUUCAUGUCCAAUGUAACGUAACUGUAAACAUUGUAACGUCUUUCAAUAUUUCUAUCUGUUCUGCUAUAAGUGGAAGCAGAAAUCUCUCUUUGAUUAUCUUUUUGUUCAGUGUUCGAUAGCCGACACGCAGUCGUUACCUUUUUUCUUCUUUUUUGCCAGUAUUAUUGGACUUGCAAAGUCUGAAUUACUUGGUUUAAUUACACCAUCCUUUAGCAAUUCAUUAAUUUGUUUAUCAACAAUAAACAUACAAUAGACAGUUAUUCUUCACCAAAAAAUUAAUCUUUUAGAAGUACGAAUUAUCUUUUUAGAAUAAGGUUGGAAAUCAGUCUAGCAUAGUAGGCAGCGGAUUGACUGACCGUUGACCCGCUUGCUGUCCAUGAAUGACCUUUACCACGUAUAGGUGAGGCAUUGGUUUGUCUUGCUUCAAAAGCAACAGUUAAUUGGUACACUUGAAAGUGAAAGUAAACCAAAAUUAGACAUCCUCUACAUCUAGUCAUUAUUACAUAUACAUUAAUUGUUGAGUUAAUAUUUAUAGUACCAUAUUAUUUAAAAUUAACUUGUCAAAUUUUUUUAUUUCCAUGACGUAACUGUCACCUUUAUAUGUAUAUUUCAUUUAUGAUAAUUGUU